Messenger RNA from Chrysoperla carnea, 866 nucleotides. Its product is annotated as pseudouridine-5'-phosphatase-like. Gene Ontology annotation, molecular function: phosphatase activity. NCBI's taxonomy places the organism in Eukaryota, Metazoa, Arthropoda, Insecta, Neuroptera, Chrysopidae. The record is from RefSeq and is a predicted model, not a curated record. Bases 1 to 789 code for a protein of 262 amino acids. The transcript has 2 exons.
AUGUUCGAUUCCGAUUUUAGAAAUAAACGUCCAAAACCACUGUGUAAUCUAAAUCCAAAUUUAGAAUGGGAUACGGUAGCAAAUUGUGAAAGUCAUCAACAUUUUCAAUGUUCGCAUGUUAUAUUUGAUUUAGAUAAUACGCUGCUUUAUACGGAUCAUCUUUACGAGAAUAUUAUCAAUAAUGUAUUAAAAGAAUUGGAUUGUAGCUAUCGUUUAGAUGCCAAAGCGAAUUUAGAACGGCGUGGUCUUUAUGGCUUUGAUUUAGCAGAAUAUUUAAUUGAUAAAUAUAAGAUGCCAAUUGUUAAAGAGGAUAUCCGAAAUGAAAUUAUACAAUAUUAUAGGCAUUAUUUGAGUAAAUGUACUAUGUGUCCAGGAGCUGACAAAUUAGUAAAUUACUUUUCUCGAAAUGGGAUACCAAUGGCAAUAGCAACAACGACCUCAGAUCUAGCGUUUCGACAUAUGGUUGUCAAUCAUAUGGAAUUAAUAAAAAAAUUCGAACAUAUCCUAUUAAGUAAUUCGGAUCGUAUGCCACGGCGUGGUACUCCGCAUCCACAAAUGUAUAUCGUAUGUGCUGCACGAUUUUUUCAGCGACCGUCAUCAUGUAGUUGUGUAGUAUUCGACGAUUCAAUUUAUGGUAUCCGUGCUGCAACUAAAAUUGGAAUGAAAACCGUUUUUAUAGCAAGUGACCCAAAUACACCAUAUUCAUGGAGGAAUGAAGCAAAUCAAACUAUAGAUAAACUAGAUGAUUUUAAUCCGGAUAUGUUUGGAUUUCCUCCACUAUACAAGUAAACUGCAAACUUUAAACAUCCAGUGACGGAUCCACAAGGAAGAAGUCGCCUGAGAACGUCAAAAAGAUUCUCCUAAAU